CCCCAAACCCACUUUGCCCGAAGAUGGCCUUCCCCGGCUGUUCUCCAUGCGCUUCUGUCCUUACGCCCAGCGGGCUCACCUCGUCCUGAACGCCAAGAACGUUAAAUACCAUACCGUCUACAUCAAUCUCACCGAGAAACCGGAAUGGCUGGUGGAGUACAGUGCUCUCCUGAAGGUUCCAGCCCUGCAGUUAGCAGGGGAGAAGGGCCAACCCUCUCUCAUUGAGUCGCUGGUGAUUGCCGAGUACCUGGAUGAGAAGUACCCUCAGAACCCCUUGCUGCCAAAGGAUCCCCUGAAGAAGGCCCAGGACAAGAUCCUUCUGGAGCGCUUCAAUGGAAUCACUGGGGCCUUUAUGAAGAUUCUAAUCCAGAAUGCCAAUAUCGAAGAGUUUUGGGUGGCGCUGGAUAUUUUCGAGCAGGAGCUGACCAAGCGCGGAACACCCUACUUUGGUGGUGACAAGCCCGGCUUUGUGGAUUACAUGAUCUGGCCAUGGCUGGAGCGUCUAGCUGUGCUGGAGUUUGUCACUAAGGAAAGCUACAGCUUCGAUGAGAAGAGAUUCGCUAAAGUCUCUAAGCUGGUCAAGCUCUUGAAGGAGGAUGCCGUGGUAAAGUCCUUCUACGCUACCCCGGAGCAGCACCAGGAGUUCUGGCGCACCCGCAAGGCUGGCAAGGCCAACUAUGAUCUUCUGGCUUCCUUGUAACUUGAGAUUUAAAAGCAUUUUUAUUUA
Drosophila bipectinata is the source of this 727-nucleotide messenger RNA. It is a transcript of the gene GstO3, whose product is annotated as Glutathione S transferase O3. Gene Ontology annotation, biological process: glutathione metabolic process. The record is from RefSeq and is a predicted model, not a curated record. Gene Ontology annotation, molecular function: glutathione transferase activity; glutathione dehydrogenase (ascorbate) activity. Gene Ontology annotation, cellular component: cytoplasm. NCBI's taxonomy places the organism in Eukaryota, Metazoa, Arthropoda, Insecta, Diptera, Drosophilidae.